CACCGCGAGCGGCCGGGCCAAGAUCACUGGGUCACUCCGCGGGAUCGUAGCCUCUGCGCAGCACCCCCCCGAACGACACCCCUCUCCCCGCCACCCCCCGUUGCCUUUGCGCCGAGCUAAGUUCGCGGCACUACCGUGUUGCGGAGCGUGGGUUGAGGUCGGCGUAGCGAUUCGCGGUAUUUCGCGCCAGUGAAAGUGCUCGCAAAAGUUUGCGUCCGGAAGCGAGACGUGUUUUGGCGGUCCAGGUGUGAUUACCCCUUUUCGGAGUCGAGUGUUUUUCCGGUUGGUGUUUUUUUUUUGAUUUUUGGAUCGUCUCUUGAGAUUGGAAGGUUUGUUUUGAACCUUAACUCGGGUGUGAAAUUUUGUGUGCGGAUUUUGGAAUCCUCACGGGUGAGUUUCUCUCGCGCUGCAACCGUGCGAAUGUGGUCUCUCUUGGCUGUGUUUUCAAGGUGAAAAAAUUUGAAGGAGGAGGCGCAAUCAACCUCUUUUUCGACCGGGAGAUUUUUAGUGUCGAAUUUUGAAAGUUUCGAAGUAUUUCGCUGUGACUGCGAGAAAGAGUCAAGCUCAAGUCUUGUCUUUAGUGUGAAAAUAUAUAAAUUCCGAUCAAGUGCAUACCGUAGAGGAGAGAAUACUGUCAACCUUUUUUGGCGUUGAUUGUUGUGAAUUUUCUCCCGACUUGCGACUGCCAGCCUUUGCUUCCCAAACUUUUUUCGAUUGGAAAAAUUUGAGUGCCGUAUUUUCGAGCGUUUAGUGUCGAUUUUUCAACCUUUUCGCAGAAACCACACUACAACCGUCAAGGUGUAAUCCUUGUCUUUUGUUUGUGAUUGCAUAUUGAAUUCAACUUAGUGUACACCACGAAGGAGAAAAAAUUAUUCAACCUUCUUUCCGGUUGUUAGUUCAAAACCUUCGACCCUUUUUCGGUUGCCAGUGUUUCAACCCUUUUUCAACCGGAACCCUCGGCGGUCUCCAGUUCUCUCAAAAUUAUUUCCUCCGACUUGAAAGAAAAACCAAGCUUCAGCCUUGUCUUGUGUUUUUAAUCGCACCGUCGAUAAAACUGAAGUUUUUAAAAGUUUUGUUUCCGACCAAAAAUACGCUGUGUUCGACUAUGCUCGUUGUCACUCAAGUGUUCGUCAGCUCCUCAAAUCCGAGCGUAAAAUUUUAAAGUUUUGUGGUCGAAAGUUUCCCGGUGACAAUGUUAAAAAAGGAUAAACCCAUGAUGUCUGUAGCGGCGAUCAUCCAGAACGCUGCGCACCACUGGAGCCGAGGCAAUCUAGGACUAAGUUUGGAGAACAACAUAUCACUCAACUCGGUGGGUCCACAGUCGCCUCUAGACAUGAAGCCAGACACAGCCAGCCUCCUAGGGGGCCAGUUCAGUCCUGGCGGUGGUCCAAAUAGCCCCAACUCUUUUGGAAUGGCUCAUAGUAGUCUGAUUGUUGGGUCUGCGGGCGGUGGGUCAAAAAAUAACUCCAUAACAUCUCCUCUUCCACCAAACCAUCCACUCAGUGGCUCCAAACACCUGUGUUCAAUAUGUGGAGAUCGAGCAAGUGGCAAACACUACGGAGUCUACAGUUGUGAAGGAUGUAAAGGAUUUUUCAAGAGGACAGUUCGGAAAGACUUGUCUUAUGCUUGCCGUGAAGAAAAGAACUGUCUGAUUGAUAAGAGGCAAAGGAAUCGAUGUCAAUAUUGUCGUUACAAGAAAUGUUUGUCUAUGGGAAUGAAAAGAGAAGCCGUUCAGGAAGAGAGACAGAGGACGAAGGAAAACCAAAAUGAAGUCGAAUCAACCAGCAGCAAUCAUUCAGAUCUGGCAAUCGAUCGGAUACUAGAAGCAGAGAGGCGGGUCGAGUGCAAUUUGGACCAGAACACAAAUAGUCUGGUCAAGGCAGCGGAGAAACAGAUGAUCCAGCUCGUUGAGUGGGCUAAACACAUUCCUCAUUUCACUUCGCUACCGCUAGAAGAUCAAGUUUGCCUUUUAAGAGCAGGCUGGAACGAGUUGCUGAUAGCGUCUUUCUCCCACCGGUCGAUAGAUGCUCGAGACGGUAUUGUGUUAACUACAGGCCUAACUAUACAUCGAAAUUCAGCUCAUCAAGCAGGCAUGGGCAAUAUCUUUGACAGAGUCCUAACGGAGCUGGUUACCAAGAUGAAAGAUAUGAAAAUGGAUAAGACUGAACUCGGCUGUUUGCGCACCAUAAUCCUUUUCAAUCCUGAUACCAAAGGUUUGAAAUCAGUACAAGAAGUAGGCUUGCUCCGCGAAAAGGUCUUCACCAUACUAGAGGAAUACUGCAGAACGACGCAUCCAGAGGAACCAGGAAGGUUUGCAAAACUUCUCCUAAGGCUUCCAUCCUUACGAUCCAUAGGGCUCAAGUGCUCAGAAUACCUAUUUUUCUAUAAGCUAAUCGGUGACUCUCAAGUAGACGUUUUUCUAGUGGAAAUGUUGGAAAAUUCCGAUCGCACACUGUAACCAUCGGGUUCCUGAUCCAAUCCUUCAAAUGAUCUGCUCGAUUGUUAAGUACCGGACAUUUGUGCAGGUGAAGUCAACAGUAUUACUGUUUGGUACCGUAAAUGUUUUGUUUAGUUUUCUUUUUUUCUUAUUUUUAGUACAAUUCGCUAGGAUUGGCUUUUUUGAGCUCCGUUUAACUUAAACCCCAUAAGAAAAAGAUUGUAUGCACUGACAGUUGCGCUCCUUCGUCCAGAUUUUCCUACAUUUAUUUUUAAUCUUUUAUGUACCUGAUUUACGUGUUUGAAUGGUACCAAGUUAGUGUACCAUGAAGUAAUGAAAGACCCUACGGUAACCUCCCAGCUACAUCUCUAACUCUUUUGUCGUAUUACUUUGAUGCAGCCUAUCUAAUAAUAUACUAGAUUUUCAAUUCAAAUUCUUGUUGUGGUGAUCAGGUAAUUUGUCAAUGGAGAAUACUUAAGGUUUUGUCACAAACUUUUCUAAUCAGAGACAGUAUUUAUUUUGUUUGUCGGUAAAAUCAGAAAAUUAUUUUUUAAGUAUCAUGCAACAGUAUAACAUCAUGUGAAUCAACCAUUUAACCGAUUACUUUCCUAAUAAACUACAAAUCUGAAGUUAGAAAAUAGGACUCAGUCUAAUCAGUCGAAAACGUAUUAUUAAAACAUUACGUUAUUACUUUUUAUUACGUUAAUUAGAAAGUGACCAGUUCCAUUCCUAGAAGCUUAACUAAAAAUUAUUUUGAUUCCUAAAUGAGUUUGAACUUUGCAAUAGAAUUGCGUCCUUGGACUUGAUUAGAAAUGUGUCAUUCAUUUCUAGCCAGUAAUUUCUCUGGUGUUAGGAUAUAGAUUCAAGUUAGCAAUCCUCUGGUGUUAGGAUAUAGAUUCAAGUUAGCAAUCCUCUGGUCUCAUGAUUUAAAAAAGCAAAAUGGUUGGUGCAACUGUCACGAGUUCUAAUGCCUUAAGAUUGUGAAAAUCAGCUUUACUUAUCUGCCUCUUGUUUUAGUCAGACAAAUCAUCUUUGCAGGGUGAUCCAAAAGUUUUGCACUACCUUUGUAACCCCCAAAGUACUCGCCACUUUUCAUAGUUGCCCCUUUUAUAGUUUCGAGGUUCCCAAAAGUUGUCUCCUGUAACAGGGGUGUACUCACAUAAUUUCAAGUCUAUAUCUCAAUUUGUUAAAAAUUUACAAGGAUGAUACCUAGUGCUGGUGGUGUGGGAGUUUUGAAUCACCCUGUAUAAAUACGGGACAUCCUUCACAGGAUGAAUUCGGCGAACACUGAGUGAAUAUUCUGCUGAAAGCACUCAGGGAAUAAAUUCUGCAUCAAACUGCUUGGUUCAAUCUUUAUUUUUCUCUUGUAGCGACAAAAGUGUAAAACCUGGCACUUCUCAAACUGAAGGAUAACAUUCCUGUAGUUUAUUUGUAUUUUUCUCCAUCCUUUUUUUUUUUUCUUUUUCAAAACUCAAAAAAUAAUAGCAACUUGUCAUCCAUCACCAGCAAUUUCUUUUUUCGGCUGCUCUUUUGAUUGUUUUCGUCAGGUGAAUUUAUUUGAAAUCAGUUUAACUGCAUUCCGCGCAAUGCUCAAUUUCCUCCUAAGUUUUAUUUUUUUUACCAGAGAACCAAUCAGUGUAAUGCCUUGAAACUUUUUACACAUUUCUUCUGACUUAUAUGAAAAUACACUUGCAAAAUUUCAAGACAGAAUGAUGAUUACCUUUCUGUCGAGAAAAUAAAACAUGAAAGGAUAUCGGUCAAAGACUGAUGGAGUGCGGCUGAAUCUAUCUAAUUUGUCUAAAUAUCAAGCACUUUUUAAAUAUCCAACGCAAUAAUCAUCAAAUUCUAAUUCUAACGGAACCAAUUAUUUUGAAAACGAAUAUCUCCAGGCUUAUAUUUUGUAUGAGUGAGAUAAAGUUCUAUCAAAAAUGCGAUGAUCCAAUGAAAUUGGAGAAAUAUCCAACGGAACAAUCAGUUUACUCACAAUCAGCCUGCCAAAUGAUCGUUGAGAUUUUUGUAGUGAUGAGAAAUGAUGAGAUGAAGAAUGAAAAGUCAUACGAUACUUGUUUUAAAUGCAUACUUGGUCUUAUUGUCAAUGUGAAAUAACUCCUUUCAGAACUCUCUUUCUCUUUGAGAGACAAAUAUUUGAACGUCAGCUGUGCCUCACCAUUGCUCCAAAUAGGUAAAAAGUGGAUAUCUUAUGUAUGACUGUAUGUUUGAAUAUCUUGACACAAUAUCACAGGUGAUUUUUUUCUGAAAACUCAUUUAGAGAAGAAGAGAUGAUUGGUUUUUGAAACAAUUGGUUCAAAUAUUUUUGUAAAAGUUAAAAAUAACCUCUAGUUGAUGUAUCAUUUGUUAUCAAAAUUUUACUCUAGUGCAUAGUUUGCACACUUGUCCAUUAAGUGCGAUGUGGGAAUAUCUAAUGUAAUUAUGUCCUUUUCUUCCAUCGUGUAAUCUGUAGGAUGCAAUAUUGUUAUUAAAUCAUUGUUCUUUUAUAAAUUUAUGUUGUUAACUUUUCAACUAGAAUUACCUCUAUCUGUUAAAUAUAAUAGCAGGUGUAAAUGUUAACUAGUCCUGGUUGUAAUGUACGCAUUAUUCAGAUACUCAAGUUUUAAAUUGAUUCAGUUGUUUUUAACUUAACCUGAAGAUAUACCUGUGUAAAUACGAGUACAUACUUGUUAAUUAGACUAUUCUUAAUCAUUAG
Bemisia tabaci is the source of this 5141-nucleotide messenger RNA. RefSeq names its product retinoid X receptor ultraspiracle (gene usp). The record is from RefSeq and is a predicted model, not a curated record. Gene Ontology annotation, molecular function: zinc ion binding; sequence-specific DNA binding; nuclear steroid receptor activity. Gene Ontology annotation, biological process: regulation of DNA-templated transcription. Gene Ontology annotation, cellular component: nucleus. NCBI's taxonomy places the organism in Eukaryota, Metazoa, Arthropoda, Insecta, Hemiptera, Aleyrodidae.